This is a messenger RNA of Lodderomyces theae, 459 nucleotides long. RefSeq lists its product as uncharacterized. NCBI's taxonomy places the organism in Eukaryota, Fungi, Ascomycota, Pichiomycetes, Serinales, Debaryomycetaceae. The record is from RefSeq and is a predicted model, not a curated record. Bases 1 to 459 code for a protein of 152 amino acids. Gene Ontology annotation, biological process: sterol biosynthetic process. Gene Ontology annotation, molecular function: heme binding. The transcript has a single exon. Gene Ontology annotation, cellular component: endoplasmic reticulum membrane; intracellular membrane-bounded organelle.
AUGUCACGUUCAUCUAGGCGAGAUUUUUCCCUUGUCGAAAUCAAAAAACAUGACCAACCUACAGAUUUAUGGAUGGUACUAUAUAACAAAGUGUACGACGUUACUGAUUUCUGCAAGUACCAUCUAGGCGGAAUAGAAGUAUUGUAUGAUUGCGGAGGCUCAGAUGCAACCGAGGCAUUUGAGGAUGUUGGACAUUCUGAUUUCGCAGUUGAAAUGCUACAGCCGUAUUUAAUUGGCCAAGUUGUUGUUGAUGAGCAAAAGGAGUAUCACAAAUUUGCUAAAGAGGAUGAUUCACUUGGGUCUGACGUUGUGGAAUCGAUCAAAUUUGACGAUUCAAAGAGUGAAGGUUUUACCGAAUACUUUUUGAGACGAGUUCAAGAAUCGACCAAUGUGAUGGUUUUGAGUGUUGUUGCUCUUUCAUCAUUUGUUCUACUAGUUUUGGUACAUUUGAGUAGGUGA